AUGGCGUCUCGCGAUGAGUUGCCGGGACACUUUCGCGCGCUCGUGGACCUUCGAGGGAGCGAUGAGACGCACAGCGCGGAGACGAGCGGGCAGAUCGAGAAGGAUUUGCCUCGGGCGGGGGGCGCGUUUCGAAACGCGUUGGAUCUGCGACCUGGUGGGGGAGAUUACAAGGCGCUGAAACGUGUGUUGUUGGCGUUCGUGUCGCACUGUCCGAGGAUUGGGUACGUGCAGAGCAUGCACUCGAUCGCGGCGUUUUUGUUGCUCGCGGGGACGGGUGAGGAGGACGCGUUUUGGACGCUGACGACGCUAGUAUCGGAGAUCGUUCCGGGGUACUUCGACGAGGGCAUGACGGGGGCUAAACUCGAUCAGAGAGUCUUCGCUCGAGCGUUGAGGGAGCUGCUACCGGCGGUCGGGCUACACGUGGGGGCGAUAGGGCAGGACGACGUUGUUCCGGCGGUUGUUGGUGGCACAUGGCUGCUUUCAAUGUUUGUCAACGUUCUCCCGACGAGAGUGACGAUGGAGUUGUGGGACGAGAUGUUUCGGACGCGCCAUCGAGCACCACUUCUCGCGGCGUGCGUCGCACUGUGUGAGCUGGAGGCACAGGCGGUUCUCGCGACGACGGAGAUGGGCGAGGCGAUCGAGUUGCUACAGCGGUGCGGAGAGAGCUUUCGUUCGACGGUGGAAUCGACGUCGGAUAUCGAACCGUGUGACGACGCCAAGUGCGAGAAAUUCAUCGCGCGCGUUCAAGAGCUCUUAAAUGGUGAACUCUCGCCCGCGAAAGUGGAUCAGCGCACGUCGCGAGAGCGAGGGAGAUUUCGACGUCCAAGCGACAUCGACCUCCCGGCAGCGACUUCAAACUUUGCCGUGGUGACGGACGUCGAAGAGUUGUACGUCGGAUUACGAUCGAGCGAUUUACAAGCUAAGCUCUUGGAAUCGCGAGAUCGACGCGAAAACGGCGCCAGGGCAGGCGUGAGCCUAAACGAUGAGCUGGGGGUGAUCGAGCGUGCCCAUGAAUCGCGGGGUGGACAAAAGCGCGAUCAGAAUCCAAGCCUUGCUCCUCCGGAUUGGUGUCUGAGUAGUCAAGAGCUCGAUUCUGUAUCCGCUAAGAUAAUGGCGAUAGAGACACACGCGGGAUCGCUCGUGGAGCACGGAGAAGAGGUGAUCGAAAGCGCGAAAGAAAUCGCGCUACGUCCAGUGAAAUCCAUUUUGACUUCCAAGCUACAACAAAAGAGCAAGGAAAUCGUAGCGUUGUAUGGUGAGUUCGUGUCAGGAGUACAAGCUGUUGAUAAAACACUGGAAAUGAAGCCCGACCUUAGUGUCUUCAAUUCGGAAGGCAGUUAUCAGAAAUCGAUGUGGCACCUUUGGGUAGAUUCGUUGUUCGAGGCUACCAUUGAGCAGGCUGAAAUGCUCCUCGAACUCCUGCGGCAAAUUAGUUCUGAACUCUCUUGGAUCUUACAUGUGUACGUUGGAGAGAAGAAACCUAGUGAUGCGCGAACGGAGGGUUGGGAAGAUCUUGGUGAGUUCAACGAGCCCGAUGCUGAGCGUUUAAUGGCUUCUGUGCAGUCGCAUAAGAACGAGACAGAGAAUAGACUGAGUGAGAUCAGAGCCAUGAUUAAGCGAACACACGAAGAGGCGACGCAUGAUCUGCCAUUUUUUCGCAAGAACUUGACGAUGAUAACUUCGAAUCUGAAGAAGGAGCUUUUGGCGGAGGAGGAUGCUGUCAAUUUAUGGGCGUUGAGCGCAGAAAAUCGGAACGCAAUGAAAAGGCAGAUGGUAGAAGAUAAGCUUGGUAAAGCUUCACAAGAGUUGCUCGAAGUGUACACACGUCCAGGACAAAGUGAAGUGUACGAUAGUGAGACGCGUAGUACGAGCACGAGAGAUUACCUGGAGCAGUCUUACGUAGAUGAGGAAAAUCGCCUUCAGGAGGCUCUGCAAGCCGUGAAAAGGCUCGAAUCGACUUUGACUCGUCGAUCCAACGCUCUUGAGCGCGAGAGGCAAACGGCAGAGAGUGUUCGUGCGAUUUCGUCUCGCACUCUGUCUCAGACAAACGCCUCACUCCUGCUCGUCUACCAAGAUGGAGAGUGGUUGGAACACGAGCUUGUCACCCGGGCUUCAAAGGAGUAUCUCGAAGACUAUGAGCGAGUGGCGACGCUUGUCGAAGAGCUCAGCUCUUACUCUCGAACCGCAGCCGCGCGUAUUCUCAAAGAGUGGUGCACGUUCGUCGGCGAACUCACGAGUCAAGUCAUGCUCGAGUACGUGAGCGUCAUAGAUUCUUCUUCGCGGUCGAUUUCUGACACGCAGGCCGCGCUCGCCGCUAGCGUUGGUCAUCUUCACUCGGCAUCACCGCUCGCAUCACCGAUGGUUUCGAUGCGUGAGCUUCAUCCCUCACAAGCUUCGCCACCGAAUAACUCGAUUCGAUCGCUGACGAGCCAGAUGGAAAAGCUCACCGAUAUCGCGGGAACCAAGCUGACGAACUUUGUGGGUAAAAGUUUACGAAAGUUUUCAUCCUCGGAUCAGCAUCACGAGGGCGCGAGCGGUGGGGUAUCUACUCCGUCGGCCAGCACGGCGAAUGAUUUGGCGGGAUCACCAUCACUCUUGAUGUCGAGAGCUGCAAGACUGCAGGCCACCGCGAAAGAGGAUCACGCCAAACUUGAGUCGAGACGCGAAAAGCUUCUACAACAUAAGACGUGGUUACGAGAACGACUUGUCGCUCGAGGGGCGUGA
Molecule: messenger RNA, 2724 nt
Organism: Ostreococcus tauri
Lineage: Eukaryota; Viridiplantae; Chlorophyta; Mamiellophyceae; Mamiellales; Bathycoccaceae
Product: Rab-GTPase-TBC domain
Exons: 1
Coding region: 1-2724 (907 amino acids)
Biological process (GO): activation of GTPase activity
Molecular function (GO): GTPase activator activity
Source: RefSeq, a predicted model, not a curated record